Molecule: messenger RNA, 3501 nt
Organism: Tetrapisispora phaffii CBS 4417
Lineage: Eukaryota; Fungi; Ascomycota; Saccharomycetes; Saccharomycetales; Saccharomycetaceae
Gene: ATG11
Product: autophagy protein ATG11
Exons: 1
Coding region: 1-3501 (1166 amino acids)
Biological process (GO): autophagy of peroxisome; autophagosome assembly; autophagy of mitochondrion
Cellular component (GO): phagophore assembly site membrane; extrinsic component of membrane; Atg1/ULK1 kinase complex
Molecular function (GO): molecular adaptor activity; protein kinase binding
Source: RefSeq, a predicted model, not a curated record
AUGUUAAAUAGUAAAGAGGUUAAGAAUUCUCCUAGUUUAAGUGUGGUCAUUAAUGCAUUUACUGGUGAGGUGAUAGAUACAAAUUUACUUUAUUUCGUAAAUCUCAAUGAUUUUAAAAACUUUAUCUCCAAUAAAUGGUCUAUUGCACUGGAUUCAAUAUUGAUCCUAUUGUCAUUUGGAAAUAAAAUGAAUGAGAAAUACUUUAACGAUAUAAUUAAGAAUAAUAAAAGUGACAAUGAAAAGAUAUACAUAUUUGAUAAAAGAUUAUUCUCUAUUACAAAUAAUCCAGAUGACAAGAUACCUAAACAAAGUAAACUUACAACUAAUAAGACUAGGGACAAUACAAACGAUGGUAGCAAUGUUAAUAAUAACAUACAAAAAAGGAUAGGUGAAUUGUUAGUACAGUUGAAGAGAAAGGAAAGAGAUUACUUUGAUCAAUUAGUCAAACCUAUGUUAUCACCUUUGGUUGAUUUAAAUCUAAAUUAUUUUUAUAAUGAAGAUAGUAACGAUUCUAAACACCAAAGGAUUGUAAGCAUUAUUGCCACAAAUUUAGGAUGGUUAAGUGCUUUGGAGAUUGACAUUAAUUAUUAUCAACGAUUAAUUGAAGAUAACCUCUCUGGAAUUCAAAACAUAUUAGAAUCAUUAAAAGUGUCACAGCAAUACCUUCAAAUAUAUUGUUAUGAUGUUGAAACUUUAUAUAAUUCAAAUGUGACAUAUCUCAAUAUAUUGAAUGAAAAUAAAAUUAGGGACUCUUGGGAGGAUUUUUUUGAUAGCAAGCUGACACAAUUGAACAAUAUUAAUUCAAAACCUUUAUCGACAUACUUCAAUAAACAAUAUUUGAUAGAAACCAGCAAAGCAUUGAAAAUUCUGGACUUUAAUCUAAAUAAUGAUUUGAAAACUCAUAAAGUGACUGUUAAUAAUAAUCUACUGUUGAGGAAAAAAGUUGAAUGUAAUAUUGUAGACAUCUUUAGCACGUAUUCAACAGAAAACUUAAAUUUUGAGCUAGAAAAAACAAUGUUAAAUAAAUUUUCAGAUAUAUUAGAAAAUGUACGAUCAGUAUCUCAUGAAUUGUUGGAAAAUGAGGAACCAAAUAACUCUUAUACCAAAGAGGCAAUUGAAAAAAUAUCUGAGCUUAAAAACAACUACGUACAGAAAUUGCAUACUAUAGCAUUAGCAUUAUAUACCCAAACUACUACGUUGUUAGAUUUAAAGUAUAAACUUCAAAGAGAAGUUGUCAGGAUAAUGGGUCAAAUAUCAUAUAUCCAAAUAGAAAUUCUGAAUGUAAAGAAACAUUUAUUAAAGGAUGUUACUAAACGCUUAGAGAAAUAUCAAACUUACGAAUUGGAACUUGCACAUGUACAAGACAUCCCAAUUAUAUAUGGUUUAUUCAUUAUUGAAACAUUUCGACGUAAUGAUUGGUUUAUUAAAUUAAAUUUAAGUUCCUCAACUUCAUCAAAACAAUUAAUAAAUAUGAUAAAAGAUGAAAAAAUUGUGAGGAACCAAUGGCAAACCAAAUUCCAAUCAAAUACCAAAUAUCUAAAAAAUGAACUUCUUAAUAUAGCAGAUUUAGACAAUUUUUAUGAGAUGUUCAAUCAUAACUUAGAUACUAUUCCAGUUAAAUCAGAAUUGUCCAUAAAGGAAUCUGAAAUAUUAAAAUCAAAGUUGAGAAUAUUCAUUGAAUAUUAUAUUGAAAGAGUAAAAGAACUAAAAUUAGAUGAUGACAUCGUUGAUUCAUUGAACUCAUAUUAUAAUUCUGUAGCAUUAACCAACGUUACUGUAAUUGACAACGAGAAGGAUAUCCUUGAUAACCAAAACAUUAUAAGUCACUAUGAAAAAAGAAUCAAAAACUUAGAACUUCUAUUACAUACAGCAAGUAUUUCGAAUCAUGAAAAUUGGCCUACUGGACUAUUAAAGUCAAAUUUCAAAUACUUCAAAAACGAUUUACGAUCAAUGAAUAGCAAAACGAAAUUGUCAAGUUCCAAAUUUUCUAAUUCUAAUUUUGAAAUAGUUGAUAGAUUAAGAAUUGACGAUGUUGAAGAAGAGCUAAGGAGAGUUAAGCAAAAAAUGGACAUGACUCUUAGAGACAAUUAUUCUUUGAGUGAAAAAUUAACAAAAAUAACAAAUGAUAAGGUGAAUAUUGAAGUGGAAAGGGAUGCUUAUAAAGAAACUCUUUCUCAUCUGAACAAUGAACUAUCUAGAUUAACUACUAUUGAAGCAGAUAUGCAAAACAUACUUUCAAAUAAAGAACAAACUUUCAAGGAUAAUAUGAUAAAAUUAGUAAAUGAGAAUAAGUCUUUACUUGUUUCUUUAUCGUCUGAAAUUGAGAAAAAAAAUAAAAUCAGAGAUGAGCAGAAACAAACAGAACAGAUUAUUGCAAAAAAUAAUGAACAAAUACAGGAACUAAGAACACUUAUAGAUGUUCAAAAGGAUAGUAGCGCAGUAGCAACUAAAACGCUAAAAACUGAAUAUGAGGAUAUAAUCAGUAAUCUAAAACAACAAUUGAGAGAGAAAGACACACAGAUCAAUAGCAAAUUUGUUGAUAACAUGAAAGAUGGAUCUAAUAACGGACAAAUCAUAAAGAAAGGUGGUACUGAUGAUACAACAGUAUUAGAUACUAGCAUAAAAAUAGAUAAUCAAAAAAAGCAGGAAAUACAGGUUCUUGAUUCACGACUUAUUGAAUCUGUUUAUAAUAUAGUCUCUUCCAAUAUUAUUGUACUUGAAAAUAUUGGUUUAUUGUUAUCGUUUGAUGAUGACCAUAAUUUAGAGAUAAAAAGAGUUAAAGGCUUGAAGAAAAAUAUGAAUCAAAGUAUCUUAGAUGAAUCAACUUCAAUAAAUCUUACUAGAUUUCAGACUCAAAGCAAUGUUUUACAAGAAAUAAAAUCAGAGUUUGGACAUCUGAUAACGGGUUGCACUGAAGAAGAUCAAAUCAAUUUUAUCAAGAAAAUAAAUGAAAUAUACAAAGAGAAGCUUUACGAAUCAGCAGUAAUAAAAAGAUUUGAUGAUAUAGAGACAUUAGCCAAAAAGUUGACAAAAGAUAAUAAAUCAAAAAAAAAAUUAAUUGAUAGAUACAUGAUGGAAAAAAUUUCUCUUAAUAAAUUUGAAGUUGGUGAUUUAGCCUUAUUCUUGCCAAUGAAAGAAAAUAAUGCAACUGACGAGAAUUCAACUACUUCGUCUUGGAACUCAACGUUUUCAUCUGUUGACCUUCUAACACCACCUCCAUUUGACAAUAUUAUGCAGCCCCAAUACAAUCAAGUUUCAAAUAAGCUAAAGGAAAAGAAUACUAUUGAGGCACGCCCAUGGGCAGCAUUUACAGCUUUUGAAGAAACCUCGAGAUAUUUUUUGCAGGAUUCAAAUAAUAUCUCAAGAAACAAAGAAUGGUUCAUUGGGAAAAUAUCACAUAUGGAAAGAUUUGUUGCAGAUACGGCGAUUAACAACCCAUAUAGGGUUCCUAAAGGAACCGUUUGGUAUCAUGUUACUGCAACUUUAGAAUCAUACCAAUAG